Molecule: messenger RNA, 793 nt
Organism: Syzygium oleosum
Lineage: Eukaryota; Viridiplantae; Streptophyta; Magnoliopsida; Myrtales; Myrtaceae
Exons: 2
Coding region: 124-714 (196 amino acids)
Source: RefSeq, a predicted model, not a curated record
AAACCCUGCAAGCAAUCACCAAGAAAGUUAACAUUAACAGUAGAUCUCUCUCUCUCUGUGUAGCAGACAGUCCGAAGCAUUAGCCCUCCGUAGCUUCACCGGCAUCUUCAAGAUCCAUCAUCCAUGGACGAAUCCGGGGCGUACCCGAAGGACUACUACACGCAGAACGCGGCGAGAACCGUGUCCUCCUCCUCCUCCGCCGCCACCACCACGACGAGCGUCCAGGUGACCGCCCUCGACGGCCUCGUGAACGUGAACUCCCUCUUCACCAUCGCCGUCUUCGUGGGGCUCUCCCUCACCACCCCGCCCCAGCACAGCCUCGAGAACCCGGGCCCCUGCGACGCCGGCAUCGAUGUCGUCAAGAAGCUCCUGGUCUUCGAGGUCGUCUCCUUCAGCUUCUUCCUCUUCUCCUCCCUCGUCGCCCAGGGCCUCAAGCUCGCCAUCAACCUCCUCAACAGCAAGGACGUGAACGAGGCCCUCAGGGCCCACAUCAACAUCAAGGUCCUCAGGUUCGGGAUGGUCGGCUCGGCCUUCGGCUCGGUCAUGGGCUGCGUCUUCCUGAUGCUGUCCAUGAUCAGCGUCAUCGAGAUUAGGCUCGGCAUGCUGUCCUGCGGGAGCAAGUCGGCGGUCCGUGCGGUGUCGGCGCUGGUCGUGCUCGUGUCCUCGGCUCUGGUGGGUUAUAUUUCCACCGCCGUGUAUGCUUUUCUGCAUUGAUGAGUGUGAGCCAGUGUUUCGAAGCAAUUGAAAGUACAACUCUUUAGUGUUCAUAAUGAGAAGUUGAAGUGAAUUUCUA